AUGUCUUCUCCCGGUGGCCUGUCCGUCCAAUCAGCAGCACGAGGUACCGCCGUCGAUCCCAGCAGCAGUAAGAAGAAAAGCAACAAGAAGAAAAAGGCCAACAGCACCAGCAAGACAAGCAACGGCAACGCAGGCGCUGACACAAACGCCGACGCCGACAAGUCGCGGACGCCAGCGCUCAUCAAAGACGGAGCAGACACCGGGAAGCAUGGCGCUGGGAGCGCCGCGGUCGAGGAAGUGUCUGGCGAGCUUGAAACUCUAGACCUGAGUUCUGUACCACGUCCGCAACCACAUCAGGAUCCCACAAGUGAGCACUUGCCACCGGACGGGCCAGGGUCAGAAGCGGAAACGGAAGGAGAUCGGACAGCAGCUGUUGGAGCGGCCGAGAACGAAGAGGACCAAAUCUCUGCCGCGAACGGCCAUGCCGGCGCAAACGGACACUCACCAAUUGACACGGUAUCAGGGGCCACGAACGCCAAGCUAGAAGCCAUGUCACAGGACCGCGAGGCCCUGCGGAUUGAGGUGGAGCGGCUGCGGAAGCAGCUUGAGAGCAUACAAGAGGCCCACGCCAACGAGAUUUCGCAGCUGCGUGCCGACCUGGACGAGAGCGAGGCGGCCAAGGAGCACGCCGAGACCCAAUAUCAGACGCUGCUGGGCCGCGUUGAAAAGAUCAAGGAGACACUGGGCGACCGCCUGAAGCGGGACAAGGCCGAGCUGGAAGAGGCCAAGGACCGCGUGGAAGAACUCGAGACCCAAAAUGAGGAGCUACAGCGGGCCGUACAAGCGCGUGAGGAGGAAACCGGCCGCUUGAGAGAGGAGGUACAGGAGCAGGCACGCGAGCUUGCGAGCUUGCGGAGUAGAACAAACCUAUCGCAGCAGAAUUGGCUGAAGGAGAAGGAGGACAUGGCCAGGCAGGUGCAGCACCUUAGGAGCGAGCUCGAGUCGACCACCGCCGCCAUGGGCGAGUGGGAGGUUAUUGCAAUGGAGGAACGUUCCCUGCGCGAGAGUCUAACCGACAAGGCGUCCGACCUCGAGGAGCAGCUCGUUAGCGCGCGGGAGGCGUACGAAAGGGUCGCGUCAGAGCGGGAUACCCAGUCCCAGGCCAUCGAUGGCCUGCAACGGGCUCUCCAGGAGAUCCAGGAGGCCCGGAAGAGGGAGCUGCGCGAGAUGGUUGAGUCGACGGAGGAACAGGUGCAAGCCCUUAAGCGACAAGCUCAGGAGGCCGACGCUAGAGCGGCCGAGGCCGAAGCAGCCAAGGCAGCGCUAUCAAAGGAGCUUGAGCGGACAGCUCCAUUUGAAAAGGAGGUUAAGGAAAAGAACUUGCUCGUUGGCAAGCUACGACACGAGGCUAUCGUACUAAACGACCACCUCACCAAGGCCUUGAAAUACAUCAAGAAGACCAAGCCAGAAGAGACGAUUGACAAGCAACUUAUCUCCAAUCACUUCCUCCAAUUCCUCUCUCUUGACCGGUCCGAUCCCAAAAAGUUCCAGAUCCUCCAGGUCAUAGCCGGCCUACUCAGCUGGACCGAUGAGCAGCGCGAGAAGGCUGGCCUGGCGCGGCCCGGUACGGCGGGCAGCCUCCGUCUACCGACCUCGCCCUUUCACCGGACCCCGAGCUCGCCGGCGCUCAACAGCGACUUCUUCUCCGAGCCGACGCCCAUGUCAGGCAAGGAAUCCCUCGCCGACCUUUGGGCGAGCUUUCUUGAACACAGCGUUGACGAAGCAGGGGCUGCUGGGGCCGGGCCGUCGAGGAAAGACAGCGCCUCGAGCGUGGCUACGUCGGCGACGAGACCGGACACUAAGGGGCAUAAUUAGCAGGCGGGUGCCCCUCAGUUAUCCACCCAUUUACCAAUGUAUAUACGUCCGCAGUAAAAACAUAUCACGGCGUGUGUGUAGCGCGCGCCACCGAGGGAUGCAGGUCUAGAUAAACAAUGCUGUCGGGAGUCACUGGCGACCGCUUCGCCA
Messenger RNA from Canariomyces notabilis, 1965 nucleotides. RefSeq lists its product as uncharacterized. Gene Ontology annotation, molecular function: small GTPase binding. The record is from RefSeq and is a predicted model, not a curated record. Gene Ontology annotation, cellular component: Golgi apparatus. NCBI's taxonomy places the organism in Eukaryota, Fungi, Ascomycota, Sordariomycetes, Sordariales, Chaetomiaceae. Bases 1 to 1815 code for a protein of 604 amino acids. Gene Ontology annotation, biological process: Golgi organization; endoplasmic reticulum to Golgi vesicle-mediated transport. The transcript is spliced from 4 exons.